Molecule: messenger RNA, 1662 nt
Organism: Sciurus carolinensis (gray squirrel)
Lineage: Eukaryota; Metazoa; Chordata; Mammalia; Rodentia; Sciuridae
Gene: Rhbdl1
Product: rhomboid like 1
Exons: 7
Coding region: 118-1332 (404 amino acids)
Cellular component (GO): membrane
Molecular function (GO): serine-type endopeptidase activity
Source: RefSeq, a predicted model, not a curated record
GCGCGGCGCGCGCAGAGCAGAGCAGGAGGAGCGGGCCGGCAGGGGCGGAGCGGAGCCGUUCGCAGAGCAGCCCCUCCCGGCCUCGGCCGACCCCGGCCCGCUGCCCGGCCCGGCUCUAUGGACAGGAGCUCGCUGCUGCAGCUCAUCCAGGAGCAGCAGCUGGACCCUGAGAACACAGGCUUCAUCGGUGCGGACACCUUCGCUGGGCUGGUGCACAGCCAUGAGCUGCCCCUGGACCCGGCCAAGUUGGACAUGCUGGUGGCCCUGGCCCAGAGCAACGAGCGGGGUCAGGUCUGCUACCAGGAGCUGGUGGACCUGGUCAGUGCCACGAUCAGCAGCAAGCGCUCCAGCAGCUUCAAGCGGGCCAUUGCUAAUGGACAGCGGUCGCUGCCCCGGGAAGGGCUGCUGGAUGAGCCUGGCCUGGGUGUCUACAAGCGGUUUGUGCGCUACGUAGCCUAUGAGAUACUGCCCUGUGAAGUAGACCGCCGCUGGUAUUUCUAUCGGCACCGCAGCUGCCCACCCCCUGUGUUUAUGGCCUCAGUCACCCUCACCCAGAUCAUCGUGUUCCUGUGCUAUGGGGCACGCCUCAACAAGUGGGUGCUGCAGACCUACCACCCUGAGUACAUGAAGAGCCCCCUGGUGUACCACCCUGGGCACCGUGCUCGUGCCUGGCGCUUCCUCACUUACAUGUUCAUGCACGUCGGGUUGGAGCAGCUGGGGUUCAAUGCCCUCCUGCAGCUGAUGAUCGGAGUGCCCCUGGAGAUGGUGCAUGGUCUCCUCCGCAUCAGCCUGCUCUACCUGGCGGGUGUGCUGGCAGGUUCCCUGACUGUCUCCAUCACGGACAUGCGGGCCCCUGUGGUGGGGGGCUCUGGAGGGGUCUAUGCCCUGUGCUCAGCACACCUGGCCAACGUUGUCAUGGUAACGGGGCCACCUGGAGGCUGGGUGUGGGAAGGGGCCCACCUGGCCUGCCUCACAGCCUCUCUGUCUGCAUGCCAUCAGAACUGGGCUGGGAUGAGGUGUCCCUACAAGCUGCUGAGGAUGGUGCUGGCCCUGGUGUGCAUGAGCUCCGAGGUGGGCCGGGCCGUGUGGCUGCGCUUCUCCCCACCACUGCCCUCCUCAGGCCCACAGCCCAGCUUCAUGGCACACCUGGCUGGCGCAGUGGUGGGGGUGAGCAUGGGCCUCACCAUCCUGCGCAGUUACGAGGAGCGCCUACAGGACCAGUGCGGCUGGUGGGUGGUCCUGCUCGCCUAUGGCACUUUCCUGCUCUUCGCCAUCUUCUGGAACAUCUUUGCCUAUGACCUGCUGGGUGCCCACAUCCCCCCACCGCCCUGACCCACUCCCAGGGCUACUUGGGCUAGGCCCAGCAUGCGGUGGGCUGACCAUUAGGCAGGUGUGCAUGUUGCCCCUGGUGAACAGACAUCUCAAGGCUGCUGCUCCCUGUGGGGCAGGUGGGCCCUGCAGUACACUGAGCUGAGGCCAAGCCUAAUGCCAGCCCCGGCUGCCCCUCCCAGUCUUGGGGAGAAGGCUGCUGGGCCAGAGUUGGGGAGAGGUCCCUGAAGACAGCCCUGGAGAAGACACCACCUCACCCACCCCACCCCACCCCACCCCCAGGACUUGCAGUCUGAGCCUUUUUGGGAGAAUGAAUAAAUAUUUUACACAGUG